This is a messenger RNA of Schistosoma bovis, 2145 nucleotides long. The record is from the annotation of a GenBank genome assembly. Lineage: Eukaryota; Metazoa; Platyhelminthes; Trematoda; Strigeidida; Schistosomatidae.
GGCAAAAUAUCUGGUAAAUUUGAUCGUCUAACUUCAUGUUUAACUUCGAAUCAUUUAAGCCUUUGAACUGAAAUAGAAUGGCUCGUAUUGAACUCAUACGUAGAUUGCGACUAUUCACAGUUUUACGUCGAAUGUCAGAUUAUGAUAAUCGAUUUGGUACAACCAAACUAGUGAUGCCAGUUGUUUCACGUCCUGCUUCGUUUUUUUCUUUCAUCAAGUCGAAGCUUAGUGAAGCUGCCUCUAGUCAGUCUAAAGACUCUCAGAGUGUACCAAAUGACAGUGAGUGGUUGGAUGCAGUCCAAGAAGUUGAAAAAUCGGAAUUGUUACAUUGGAAAGGAUCUGAUACUAGUAUGACUAGGACAGAGCUUCGAAAAUGGAAGAAACGUACAUUCCUUCAUAUUUUAGAAAUGUUUAUUCAACGAUCAGGACCAAGUCGUAAAGGUUUCACUUCGUUUAUUGAAAAUGCACUAAAUAAAAUGCCUGAAUAUGAAGUGGUUGAUGAUUUAGAUUGUUAUAAAGCAGUAAUUCGUUUAUUUCCUACUGGACGAAUGGUUGUGAAACGUUUCUUACAAGCUGAUUUUGGUCAUUUUCCAAAACAACAACAAGUUAUGAUUGACAUAUUAAGUCAAAUGUCAAGAUAUCACGUCCUGCCAGAUGAUGAAGUUGGCCAAAUGAUUAUCGACAUUUUCGGUUGGCGUAAUCAUGCUAUGAAUGCUUAUCGUCGUCUAAUGUAUUGGAUGCCUAAAUUGUAUUAUAGUAAUCCAUGGACAUUACCACUUCGUAUCGUUGAUGAUCUUGAUUUAGAUCCCAUUAAAUUGGGCUGUUUAAUUGCUGAAAGAAUAUGCCCCGAUCGGAUGACAGAAUUCACUGUUGUACAGAUGUCUUCAUCUAAUCCUGAUAGACCAGAUUCACUUAUCAGUGCUCAAAGUCCUGAACAGCGUGCAUUACUAGCAUAUUGUACUAAUAAACAAAUUCACAAUGAUCAAAUUAAUAAUACUCAAUGUACAAAACCAACGAUUUAUUUAGAUGGACCACAUUAUGUAUGGUUUAGAAAUUUACAAGCUGCUUAUUACACCUUAUGGACAGAGAUCGAUGCUGAUCGAUUAAAAAAAGAAAUUAAUUCAGUAAAAGCUAACCAAGUGCCAAAGCAUAGUGCAGACGAACCGUAUAAUCUUUCGUUCUUCAACUAUUCUAAUGAUAGUUCAAAUAUAGUACUGAAUAGUUCCAAUUCUCAAAAUGCGAAUCGCUCACUUUUUCCACAUAUGAGUCUUCUUCCUACAGUGAGUUCAGUUGGUACUGAAUUGCACCAUUGUAAUGAAGAUAAUGUCUUUACAAGAUUUAUAAGUAAAUGUGAACCAGAAUUCGAUAAACGUUGGCUUUCAAUUCGUCAAAGUCAUGUCUAUAAAUACUUACCAUCCAAUCUAUGUCAACAUGAACAAGGUGAGGGUACAAUACUUGCUGUUGGAGUUGUUGUACCUAAACCAGAUGCUUUGGAUAAUCAGAAAAAGUUAUAUGAUUGGGAAGUUUCUAACAGAAUUCAUCAUACAGAUUCAAAAGAUUGUAAACAACGAAACCAAAAAGAAAGAUACAAUUUACCACAAAUCCCAUCACCUGCAUCUUCCGCACUUAUUCGACUUUGGUUAAGUGAGCUGCACGCUAAAAAUCCUUUCUUUGAUGAUGCUGCAUUAGUUAUUCGAGUUCCAAUUAAUAUUGAUCAGGGCCAAAAAUCUGGAAAUAAUAGUCGUACUGAUGAUGAUUUACAUUUAGAGAAUCAAGAUAAGGAUAUUAAGUAUGAAUCGUGUAAUUAAAGGACACAUUACAUUGUGUAAAUAUAUUGUUUGCGUUUUGAGUAAACAAUAGUAAUAAUGUUAAUUAAAAUGUACAUAUAAACCUCAAUGUUGAUUAUCAGUCUUAUCAACUUAAGUAUGGACUAUUUUCUAUGUAUUAGUGAAAUCAUUGUUAAAGCAUAUUCUUUUUCCUCAUGUAUUUUACACAUAAUACGUAUCCCUACCUGUUAGAUCAACAAUUAUUAAUCACAAGUGGGGACUGUGAUUUUGUGAUUAUUCGAUAUCUUAAUGAAUGUAUCUUAGUUUAAUUUAUCCAUAGUUUUGCAUUAAUAAACCAAUUGAUACUUUUUAAUUUGUC